AUGGCGAUGACGACAAGCGGGAUUGGCGUGAGCGAUGUUGAUGCAAACAAGUUGUACGAGUUUUUGACGCAGAAAGGAUUGACCGAUCCUUCUUUUUAUUGGAAGCUGAAGGGCGAUAGUGGGCGUUUGGAAAAUUUAUUUUUUAGGGACUCUCGCUGUUUGAUUGAUUACCAACACUUUGGUGAUGUGUUAUUUGUGGAUUCGACUUUCAAAACAAACAAGUAUGGCCUUGUUUGUGUACCGUUUAUUGGAAUCAAUCAUCAUCGGACGAAUGUUAUGUUUGCAAUUGCGUUCUUGUCGAAUGAGAAGACUGAAUCGUACGAGUGGCUAUUUCGAACAUUUCUUGAAUGUAUGUAUGGCAAGGAGCCGUCGGUAAUUUUUUCUGACCAAGAUCAGGCCCUUAUGAAUGGUGUUGACUUGUGUUUUCGAGGAGCAUCUCAUCGGCUUUGUCAGUGGCAUAUUAAUAAGAAUGUCGCGAAUCAUUUUGGUAGGCUAAAUGGAAACAAAGAAUUCAAGAGUUUGUGGUACCGUUGCAUGGACGGAUGUGAAACUGACGAGCAAUUUGAAAUCGUUUGGAAUGGUAUGAUUGAGCAAUAUAAUCUUUCAGAUAAUAGGCGGUUUUCCAACAUGUACACCCUUCGCAGGUGGUGGAGUUCUGCCUUUAUAUGUGAUAAAUUCUGCGGAGGAUUACAUGCCACUUCUCGUAGUGAGGUGACUAACAAAGUCUUGAAAUAUCUAUGCUCAGGUUCAUCGUCAAUACAUGAAUUUGUGUUAGCAUUUGAAAGAAUGCAAAGAGAUUGGCGCCGACGAGAGUUUGAAGAGGAUUCAUAUUGUCGGGGUAUGCCAGGUAUGCUUGUUCACCGUAGUGGUAUUUUAAUUCAGGUCGCGGAGCUUUGCACUCGUAAUGUCUUCAAAUCGUUUGAGUACGAAGCAUUACAUUCAAUUGAAGUGAAGCUAACGCAUGAACCGCCCGACAUGAACAAUGACGUACUGGAAUUUAAGGUGUCCUCUAGAUCAGCUGUUAAUGGAUAUCGCGUUGUGAAAUUCAACCAACGCAGCCAAUUUGCUGAUUGUUCAUGUCAUAUGUGGGAAACAGAGGGUGUUCUAUGCCGCCAUUUGUUUAGGGUGUUUUUUCACAUGAACCUCGAUACUAUUCCUGGUCACCUUAUAUUGAACAGGUGGAGACGCGACUGUAAGCAAAGGCAUUCUUUAAUUUGCGAAACCGCUAACGUGACGGGAUAUAUUAGAUUUAGUAAUAUGGUGUUUGUGAAUCACCACAUGAAGAUGUUCUACGACUUAUUGACCGAAUGCAAGGAUGAUGGUGUUUGUCGAGAAGCAAUUAAUGAUUAUAUGAGGACUAUAAUGGAGGGUGUGAAACAUUUGAGAAGUAGUAGUCAGGGGACAUGGAAUGGAGGAGCGAGGGAUGCUACUCAUGGUGGUGGGUUGCAUAGGACUCUUAGAAAUCCAAAGAUGAAAGAGAAAAAACAUACUUAUCGGCGACAUAAAAUUAGUAGAAAAAUUGACCAUGAAGCCGGAGGUCGAGAUGAGGCGAUGAAUGAAGGUCAUGGAAUUAAUGAAGACGAGUCUUGUUUUUUCCUUUGA
Molecule: messenger RNA, 1602 nt
Organism: Salvia miltiorrhiza (redroot sage)
Lineage: Eukaryota; Viridiplantae; Streptophyta; Magnoliopsida; Lamiales; Lamiaceae
Product: protein FAR1-RELATED SEQUENCE 5-like
Exons: 3
Coding region: 1-1602 (533 amino acids)
Biological process (GO): regulation of DNA-templated transcription
Molecular function (GO): zinc ion binding
Source: RefSeq, a predicted model, not a curated record